Molecule: messenger RNA, 626 nt
Organism: Arabidopsis arenosa
Lineage: Eukaryota; Viridiplantae; Streptophyta; Magnoliopsida; Brassicales; Brassicaceae
Source: the annotation of a GenBank genome assembly
UUUUUCUGUUUCUUCUCAAAUCACACUCUUCAAUGGCGAUUUCUUCUUCUUCUUCUUCCUCCUCUAUAUGUUUUAACUCCACUCGAUCUCACACAGCUCGCCAGAUUUCAUCUCCGUCGCGUCUCUUCCCAGUCACCAGCUUCUCCCCUCGCGCUCUCCUUCUCUCCGAUAGACGAUCUCUCCUAUCUUCCUCCGCCUCUCGCCACCGUCUCUUUCCUCUCUGCGUUCGUGAUUCUCUAGCAGCUGAAGUUACAGAACGAUCAUGGGAAGACUCAGUCCUCAAAAGCGAAACGCCUGUGCUAGUAGAAUUCUACACAAGUUGGUGCGGUCCAUGUCGGAUGGUGCACAGGAUUAUAGACGAAAUAGCAUUGGACUAUGCCGGAAAACUAAACUGUUAUGUCUUGAACGCAGACAAUGACUUGCCGGUGGCUGAAGAGUACGAGAUAAAGGCUGUGCCAGUAGUUCUGAUUUUCAAGAACGGUGAGAAACAAGAGUCCAUCAUGGGUACAAUGCCUAAAGAGUUCUACAUUUCCGCCAUAGAAAGAGUCUUGAACUCAUGAAGAAGGUAAUAUCAUUGAUGAAGACCUCUCACUACCACUUUGAUCAAAUAUAUUGUUGGGAGCUUA